Molecule: messenger RNA, 4117 nt
Organism: Eriocheir sinensis (Chinese mitten crab)
Lineage: Eukaryota; Metazoa; Arthropoda; Malacostraca; Decapoda; Varunidae
Product: serine/threonine-protein kinase PAK 2-like
Exons: 13
Coding region: 166-1761 (531 amino acids)
Biological process (GO): intracellular signal transduction; protein phosphorylation; regulation of axonogenesis
Cellular component (GO): cytoplasm
Molecular function (GO): protein serine/threonine kinase activity; ATP binding
Source: RefSeq, a predicted model, not a curated record
GGCGAUUAGAUACCACCGGUGUUCUCUGACCCGCUAUCUCGGCAGUGACUGAGUGAGGGUUCAGUCUCGUCUCGCCCGCCGUCACGUCCGCCGAUCCGCCACACUCUUGUGGUGUGCAAGGAGUCCCCAGCAGCAGCAGUAACCCCGUCAGCACGCUCCCCCAGGAUGUCACAACAGGAGAACGAGUCCCCGGUGCCCCCAAGUCGGGUUACCUCAAUGGCGCAUCCCGACAGGAGCUUGAAGCCGCUUCCCAACACCCCGGAGCCUGUUCGCCGCAAACUGUCGUCCCUGGUGAAGCGGCGACGCAACAAGACGCUGCCCAACAUCUCCCUGCCCACCGACGUGAAGCACCUCUACCACGUCUUCUUCGAUGAGAAAACAAAGCGCCUCGUGGGUCUGCCGGACUCCAUGAAGAAGAUCCUGGAGACGUCUAACAUCACGCUGGAGGAACAGCAGCGGAACCCCCACGCCGUCUUCGCUGCCAUCAAGUACUAUCAGUCCCAGGAUAAUCUGAACCGGGAUAAGUACAUGGACGUACCGCCAGUUGACCCCGACUACGAUGACCUCCCGCCCCCUCGCCGCGUCACCCGCUACUUCGAGAGCGGCGAGUAUGACCUGGUCCCGCUGCCCCGCCCCGUCGAGAACCUCCCCACCAUCGAGGAAUUCAGAGACUCUUGGAAGAGGUUGAGUUCGAGUGAGAUCAUCCCGCCGCCCAUACCAACACGCCCGGACAGGACCAAGUCAGUGUACACCAAGCCCGUGGAUGAGCUGGAUGGCCUCCUGCCCUCGCCAAGGCCUCGCAGCGUGAUUAACGGAAAGAAAGAGGCGCCCCAGGUGAACAACAAGAAGGAGCUGCAGCGGGAACAGGUGCUGAGGAUGCUGCAGCCCCUGGUGACGGUGGGCGACCCCAACAAGAAGUACAAGAAGAAGAAUAAAAUUGGCCAAGGGGCGUCCGGCGAGGUGUUCACUGCGGAGAAUUUGCAGACAGGUGAGGUGGUGGCCAUAAAGGUGAUGACCCUCAGCAGGCAGGUACGCCCGGAGCUCAUCGCCAGCGAGAUCAUCGUCAUGAAGGAGAACAAGCACCCCAACAUCGUGAACUACGUCGACUCCUACCUCGUCGGGGAGCAGCUGUGGGUUGUGAUGGAGUACCUGGAGGGCGGAUCUCUCACGACCGUGGCGAUGGAGACGGUCAUGGAGGAGUGCUCUAUUGCCGCGCUCUGCAGAGAGGUGCUCCAGGCCCUCGAGUUCCUUCACCUGGCUAACAUCAUUCACCGGGACAUCAAAUCGGACAACGUGCUUCUCGGAAUGCACGGCGAGGUUAAAAUAACGGACUUUGGUUUCUGCGCCCAGCUGUCCCCGGAGAGAAGCAAGCGCACUACCAUGGUGGGGACGCCCUACUGGAUGGCGCCCGAGGUGGUACAGCGGCAGAACUACGGGCCGAAGGUGGAUGUGUGGUCCCUCGGCAUCAUGGCCCUCGAAAUGCUGGACGGUGAGCCGCCGUACAUGACAGAGGACCCGGUGCGCGCCCUCUACUUGAUCACCUCCAACGGGAAGCCGGUGAUCAAGAAGAGGUCCCAGCUAUCGCCCGGCUUCGCGGACUUCCUCGACCAGUGCCUUGAGGUGAGCGAAGACAAGCGACCCUCGGCCUCAAGACUUCUUCAGCACCCGUUCCUGAAGCGCGCGGCGCCUCUCGUAAGCUUACGCGCCCUGAUCACUGCGGCUCGGAACGCGAGGAACCCGGCGCACGGGAAAAUGCCGUAACGCUAACCCCCACCGUCCCCCUGCUUGUUGUUGUUUUUGUUAUUGUUAAUGUUGUUGUUGUUAAUGUUUUGUUGUUGUUGUUGUUGUUGUUGUUAUUGUUGUUGUUGUUGUUGUUCAUCUGUGGUGUGUAUGAUGGUAUGACAAGGUGGCGUAUGGUAAAUCGUCGUGUGUGUGUGUGUGUGUGUGUACGCUCUUACUUUCUUGCUUACUUUCUUAUUCACGAGGGAGAUCAUUCAUUGUUUAUUUAUUUACUUUUCAGUGUUAGUCGUAAGCAUGCAUGAUUAGUCGGCCGGCAACUGUGUACGAUAAAUUUUGUUAUUAUUGUUAUUGUUGUUGUUUUAAGUUCAAUUUGAUUCACUACGUCGUUGUGAUUCAAUACACGGAAGUGAUAUACGAAUUCCAUGUUUUUUAUGUAUGCUUACAUGUAGAAAAUGUCAACCAGAAGUCUUGGGAAUACUCUACACAAAGGGAAUAAAGGAAGAUGGGAAAGAAGGAAGAGAGGAAGGAAGGAGGGAAGGAGAGAAGGAGGGAGGGACGGAAGGAAGGAAGGUAACAGUUAAGGAAGGAAGGAAGGAAGGAGGGAAGGAUAGAAGGAGAGAGGGAGGGACGGAAGGAAGGAAGGUAACAGUUAAGGAAGGAAGGAAGGAAGGAGGGAAUAAAGGAGGGAGGGUAGGAAGGGAGGAUAGAAGGAUUGAAGGAGGGACGGAAGGAAGGUAGCAGUUAAGGAAGGAAGAAAGGAAGGAAGGAGGGAAUAAAGGAAGGAAGAAGGAAGGGAGGCUGACGAUGAUGACUAGAGAGGCUUUUUAACUUUUUUAUGUAUUGGCCUUGAGCUGCUUCCUCGGCUGUAAAAAGUAAAUGUCCACCCUUAACACUUUUGAAGGUGUAACACUGCAAAAGACGAAAAAAAUAUCACCUGUUAUUUUCUUUCCCUAUUAGGUGAGGUGCACACGGCUACACGCAUUAAUCAAAGGUGUGACCCAAACUAAUGUCAAUGGUAAUUAAGUAAUGAAUAAGGGGGUUGUUGUUGUUUUUUUUUUUUUUUUUACAGUAAAGGAGACAGCACAAGGGCGCAAAAAAAAUGGAAACAACAAUAAAAAAAAAUAAAAAGCCCGCUACUCGCUGUUCCUGUUGUAUGAUCUAUUUAAGUGAUUCUGGCAUAGUGACUUGAAAAAAAUUGAAGGGCUGGUGACUGUUAUUACUUGACUUUCAGGAUGCAUGUUAUGGUAAGGUACAGAACCGUCAGCGGCAGAUACAGUCGUCAUAAUGUAUUGCAAUCGCGGGUAUUAGGUAUUAGUCAGAGUCAAGUCCGGGUUUGUUACAGCUACUGCCACAAUUAGUAAGUCAGUCAGUCGGUCAGUCACUCAUUUGCAUUUCUCUCUUAGCCAAAGUUACGUGUAGAGUCUGUUUCUGUGAGUCAGUUAGUCAUUUUAUAGUUACAGUCAAGUCCGGGUUCGCUACAGUCACAGCUACAGUUAGUAAGUCAGUCAGUCGGUCAGUCACUCAUUUGCAUUUCUCUCUUAGCCAAAGUCACGUGCUGAGUCUGUUUCUGUAAGUCAGCUAUGGUCAUUUUAUAGUUACAGUCAAGUCCUGGUUCGCUACAGUCACAGCUACAGUUAGUAAGUCAGUCAGUUGGUCAGUCACUCAUUUGCAUUUCUCUCUUAGCCAAAGUCACGUGCUGAGUCUGUUUCUGUAAGUCAGCUAUGGUCAUUUUAUAGUUACAGUCAAGUCCGGGUUCGCUACAGUCACAGCUACAGUUAUAAUAAGUCGUCAUUCGGUCAGUCAGUCAUUUGCAUUCCUCUCUAAGCCAAAGUCAAGUGCACAAUCGGUCUCUGUCAGUCAGUCAGUCUUGCACAAUCUGUUUUCUAAGUCAGUCUGUCGCGCUGCCAACCCCAUAAGGAAAAAUAAGGACGUUAAACGAAAAGAAGUUAGUUGCUCUGCUUACUAUUGUCGGGCUCAGUACGUCAAUCGAUUAUUCAGUCAGUCAGUCAUUUACAGUCGCAGCCUUACAGGUGUGACGUUGACGAUAUUAGCGAAGGUUUGUGUUGCUGGACGUGUUAUUUUGGAUCGUUGCCGCGGCGCUUAUCUCCGUCACCUUGAAGAUCCUCGUCGUGGGAGCAACCAGAGGGGACACGCGAGGUUGGCUGCGGUGUGCGUGAAGGGAAAAAUAUCAAGGUUCGAGCAGGAUUGUUUUAUACUACUUGAUUUCCUUCGUCGUGAGAGUUUUGUUUAUAAUUUCAGCCUCGUUUUCUCUCUUUUUUUUAUGUGUGUGCUUCCUCGCUUUUGAUAUUAAUUAUGAAAGGUUGUGAGAUUAAAAAAAAGAAAAAUAAUAAAAUUCAAUAAAAAAAAUAAUUCUUGA